AUGGGAUCAAUUGUAUUUUUAUUAUUCGCAUUCUUAGAUGAAAAUGAGUACAUAGCCAACCAGGAAGAUAAAUUACUUGCAAAGAUGAGAAAGAAACAGGAACGAGAAUUGGAGCAAUUAAAAUUGUAUGAGCAAUAACAAACAGAACAAGAAAGAAGAAAAUAUUCUAUCUUAGAAUCAACACGUUCAAAAUAACAAUAAGUGGAAUUAGCCUUAAAGGAGAAGAAAUAAAUGAUAGAAAUAAAAAGAAAAGAAAAAGAGAAGGAAAAAUUACUUCAAGUACAAAAGAUGGAAUAAGAAAAACUAAAAGAAUUGACAGAAAGGGAAAUAAGCCGAGACUUGAUUAUAUAGGAAUUACAUAGCAAUAAAAACAGUCAAAAAAGCCCGAUCGCAGAUAAGGUUAAACCAUCUCUAGUAAAAAAAAUAGCUUAAGGAAUAAUAAAUACAUAAUAAGAAGAAAUUUUGAUGAAGAAAUUCUAAUUGGAUAAAUUAUAGAAGGAGCAGGAAGAGCAGAUCAAAGAUUUGAGAGAGAGAAAAGAAUAAUUAUUGAAAGAAUUAAAGUAAGCAAAAAAAAAGCAAUUAAAAAAAGUAAAGUAAAGAAACGAAGAAGAAAAACAUGCUUAUUAACAAGAGAAGCAAUAGAAAAUAGAUCAGUAUUAGAAAAAGUUAGAUGAGAUUGAAAUAACUUAGUAGGCUAAAAUUGAAUAAAUUGAAUAAAAAAAAAAGGAGAAAAUGGAAAAACUAAAGAGAGUGAUGGAGAAUUACAAAAAAAUAAUGGCUGAAAAGAACGAUAAAGCUUAAUUAAAAGUGUCUCAAUUAGAGGAGAAAAUCAACUAGAUUUCAGAAAAAAUGAAAUUUACAGAAGAAAAUAUAGAAAAGAUAGAAAAGGAGAAGUCAAGACAUAGAUAGAACAUAAAAUCAAGAAAUGGCAGUAUUUAAAAUAAUAAAUCCCAAACCUUUUAAGAUAAAAUUCGAUAAAAAGAAGAAGAGCAUCUAAAAUCUAUUACAGAAACUCAAUCAAUUUCUAAAAUCAAAUUGUAACAAGAAAAACAAAAAAAAGAAGAGCUGAUACGAGAUCAUAAAAAGAAAGCCGAAAGCAUCCUAAAAGAAAUGGUGGACAUUAAGAAUAAGAAGCUAAAAGAGAAAUUAAAUAAAGCAUAACAAUUUAAGGAUGAAAAAGAAAAAUUAUUUAUGCAAUAAUAAAAACUAGCUAGAGAACUCGAUCGUCAGAAGUAGAAAUUACUGUUGCACAGUCCCAGAUAUAAAGCAGAAGAGAAGUGA
Messenger RNA from Paramecium tetraurelia, 1281 nucleotides. RefSeq lists its product as uncharacterized. The transcript has 6 exons. NCBI's taxonomy places the organism in Eukaryota, Ciliophora, Oligohymenophorea, Peniculida, Parameciidae. The record is from RefSeq and is a predicted model, not a curated record.